Molecule: messenger RNA, 2570 nt
Organism: Cicer arietinum (chickpea)
Lineage: Eukaryota; Viridiplantae; Streptophyta; Magnoliopsida; Fabales; Fabaceae
Source: RefSeq, a predicted model, not a curated record
AUGGCGUCACUUGGUGAUAUAGGACUUGCAGCUGCAAUAAACAUCCUUACUGCAUUUGCUUUCUUAAUAGCAUUUGCCAUACUUCGAAUCCAACCUAUAAACGAUAGAGUUUAUUUUCCAAAAUGGUAUCUGAAGGGUUUAAGGUGCAGUCCAUUGCAAGGAGGGGCAUUUGUGACCAAGUUUGUCAAUUUAGACUUCAGGUCAUACAUAAAAUUCUUAAACUGGAUGCCUGCAGCAUUGCAAAUGCCAGAACCCGAAUUAAUCGAGCAUGCAGGCUUGGAUUCUGCUAUUUACUUGAGGAUAUACUUACUUGGGCUGAAAAUAUUUGUUCCCAUUUCAUUCCUAGCAUUUUCUGUUAUGGUUCCUGUCAAUUGGACCAAUGACACAUUGGAACGUUCAAAUGUUGUAUAUAGCAGCAUAGAUAAGCUUUCAAUUUCAAAUAUUCCAACUGGAUCAAAUAGAUUUUGGACUCACUUGGUAAUGGCUUAUGCUUUUACCUUCUGGACAUGCUAUAUCUUGAAAAGAGAGUAUCAGAUAGUUGCAGCAAUGAGAUUGUCUUUUCUUGCAUCUGAAAGACGCCGUCCUGACCAAUUCACAGUACUUGUUAGGAAUGUCCCGCCCGAUCCUGAUGAAUCGGUCAGUGAGCUAGUUGAACAUUUCUUUUUGGUCAAUCAUCCAGAUCAAUAUCUCACUCAUCAGGUUGUUUACAAUGCAAAGAAACUAUCUAGUCUAGUUGCUAAGAAGAAGAAAAAACAGAAUUGGCUUGACUACUAUGAACUUAAAUAUUCUAGAAACGAAAGCGUAAGGCCAUGUAUAAAGACUGGCUUUUUAGGUCUUUGCGGUAGUAAGGUGGAUGCUAUCGAUUUUUAUACUGGUGAAGUAGAGAGACUAUCAAGAGACAUAGAGUUAGAGAAAGAUAAGGUCACGAGGAAUCCCAAAUCUAUAAUGCCUGCGGCUUUUGUAUCGUUCAGAACUCGUUGGGGUGCAGCAGUUUGUGCGCAAACUCAACAAACCAGAAAUCCAACAAUAUGGUUGACUGAAUGGGCUCCUGAACCUCGUGAUGUGUAUUGGGAUAACAUGGCUAUACCAUAUGUUUCACUAUCAAUAAGGAGGCUUGUAAUUGCUGUUGCUUUCUUCUUUCUUACAUUCUUUUUCAUGAUUCCCAUUGCAUUUGUACAGUCACUUGCCAAUAUAGAAGGCAUUGAAAAAGCAGCACCUUUCCUCAAGGCCUUCAUUGAAAUAAAAGUCAUUAAAUCUUUUAUACAAGGUUUCCUUCCUGGGAUUGCUUUGAAGAUAUUCCUCAUUUUUUUGCCCUCAAUACUGAUGAUGAUGUCGAAGUUCGAAGGGUUUAUAAGUCUGUCUGCUCUAGAAAGGAGAUCAGCUACAAGAUAUUACAUCUUCCAGUUUAUUAAUGUGUUUCUGGGGAGCAUAAUUACUGGAACUGCGUUCCAACAACUAGAUAAAUUCAUCCAUCAGUCUGCAAAUGAAAUUCCAAAGACAAUUGGUGUCUCAAUUCCAAUGAAAGCAACUUUCUUCAUAACAUACAUAAUGGUUGAUGGUUGGGCUGGAUGUGCUGGUGAGAUUUUAAGGUUGAAGCCGUUGAUAUUUUAUCACUUGAAAAAUUUCUUGUUGGUGAAGACCGAAAAAGACCGCGAAGAAGCAAUGGAUCCAGGAACUUUUGGUUUCAAUACAGGAGAACCUCAAAUACAACUUUAUUUCUUACUUGGCCUUGUCUAUGCUGUCGUCACACCAUUUCUACUUCCAUACAUUGUUGUCUUCUUUGGUUUGGCAUAUGUUGUCUAUCGUCAUCAGAUUAUAAAUGUGUACAACCAAGAGUAUGAGAGUGCUGGAGCAUUCUGGCCUGAUGUUCAUGGACGUAUUGUAUUUGCAUUAGUUAUCUCACAACUUCUGUUAAUGGGAUUAUUGAGUACAAAAAAAGCUGCUAACUCAACUCCGUUACUCAUCACUCUCCCAAUUUUGACGAUAUGGUUUCAUCGGUUUUGCAAGGGAAGCUACGAACCCGCUUUUAUUACUCACCCAUUGCAGGAAGCAAUGGUCAAAGACACGUUGGAGCGAACAAAAGAGCCGAACUUCAAUUUGAAAGAGUUCCUCCAAAAUGCAUAUAUCCACCCAGUUUUCAAUGGCGAUGAAGACACGGACAGUGAUGUGAUGAGCAAAGAGUGGGAGCAAGAGCCAGUGACUGUCCAAACAAAACGUCAGUCACGAAGGAACACGCCCAUGCCUAGCAAACAUAGCGGUGGUUCAUUGCCGCCCUCCAUGCAUGACACUAGUGAUGUCUGAUAAAAAAGCAUCAAGGUUGAGUUUGAAGUAAAGGACCAAGUUGGUAUUGGAGUUUGAUGAUAAGUACAAGGUUAAUGCAUCUUAGCAUUAGAUAGCUUGAAGGGUCCCUAAGGGUGACAUAGUUGGGUCACAAAUCACGGUUAUGAACAUUUUGCAAUGAUUUCCAGAUUUUCUUUUGUAUAUAAUAUGCAAUGAAAGAGAAUUUUGGAAUGAGAUAGAUAAGAGCAGUAUUCAGGGCAAUUUUUAAUGUUAUGUUUUGUUUUUGUUUA